Spodoptera littoralis (African cotton leafworm) is the source of this 1263-nucleotide messenger RNA. The record is from the annotation of a GenBank genome assembly. NCBI's taxonomy places the organism in Eukaryota, Metazoa, Arthropoda, Insecta, Lepidoptera, Noctuidae.
AUGGGUAUCAAUACCAGUAAACCCAGCAAUGAAGCACCAACUGUUGCUUCGGCAAAGAAGGAGUUGAAUACUGGUGAUAGUUCUGAUCCCCGAUCUCCGACACCAGAAAUCACACGAACUCCUCUCCACAACAAAACUACCGGUAAACAUAACAUUACUAAAAACGUUGAUCUGAGGAAGACUUUUGAGAAUGCUAAUGGCGAAGAAAAGUUGAUACACAAUAAUCCCAUUCUCUCAGCUGUAAUAAAGAAUCACCUGCAAUCCUAUGACCCGCGAUCACCUACCCAGGAUUUUGAACGCACGCCUAUCAUAAUUUCAAAGUCAGAUGAUGUUCCUAAUGACAAGAAAUUGCUAAGAUUGCAAAGUGAUAACUGUGCUAGUCCUGUACUACGGCCAGAAAAUGAUGACAGUUGCGACAGCUGUGCUGAAGCUAGUGAAAAGAGUCCAGAAUUAAUGGUCACUCGAAACUUAUGUGACGGAUUUAAUAACUUUACAUUAGAUGACACUAUUAAAGAUGCCGAAGAACCUCUUUGCUCUUCCACAGCUUCCAAUGAAGCCAUAGAGAGCAAUAUAUCAAGUGAAAGUCAACAAAAACCAACAUUUUUGGAAACUAAUUUUGAUUAUAUAGAAAAUAACAAUAAAUUUGAAGAUAGUGAAGAAAAUAUAGAUAGCAACGAAGAAGAUGAGGCUGAUGUCCCAGUAUUCCAAAUUCUUGAUAAUGAUCCCAGGUCUCCAUCAAUAGGUAUUGAGAGGACUCCUAUAGUUGUUGCUAAAGUUGAAGAAGACUCAAAUGUUGAGACCAUGUCUGAUGAUACUUUGAUCAAAGUCUUGCAAAAUACAAAUACAGAACUGCGUCAAACAGGUAUCAAAUCUGACAAGAAUGAAGGGCUGCUUAUCUAUGAAGAUGAUGCACCUAAACUCAGUGAUACACCAAAGAAAUCCAAGUCUGCCAGUAAUAGUGGGUCCCGUACUCCACUGUCCUGCAUGAAGAACAAGGCUGAUGUUGGACAUACUAGAUCUAAAUCGGCAAAUACUUUGUAUGAUCCCAAGAACCAGAAGAAUGUGUUGUCAAAAAUUCCUAAGAGAGUGUCACAUAUUCCACGACUGAAGUGUUUGUCAAAGCAAUCCAACUUGGGACCUGCAGGAAGUAGUGUUUCUUUGAAAAAUAUAUCUAAGGCCACCGCAAUUGGUGGAGAUUGUGAGAACACCCCGCCUCAUUCUCACCGUGAUCGCUGGGACAAGGACAACAGCAUUGUUCUCUGA